UCUCCCCCGCCCCCCCAGCCCCCACUCCCCCCCCCUGCUGCUCCCCCCCUCCCUACCCGGACUCCGGGGGCACCGCCGGGGGACAGACACCCAGCAGGUUCCCCCAGGCACCAUGCCAGCCCCGUAGUACCGGCCCCCCCCCCCCACCGUGGUCUGCUGCACCCCACCACUGGGGCACUGGUUCCAAUGAGACAGGGCACAUCAAAUUCCAUCUGGCUGUUACUGAGGCGGAGACACGGGUGAUGAUUGGCUUUCUGGCGAGAGGGGAAGUCCUGUGAUUGGCCGGAUCUCAGGAGCUCGCCGACGCCGUGCGAGGACGCUCCCACGGAGGCCGGAAUUGGCUGUGAAGGGCCCUGGGUGGCCGUCUGGGGGCAGUGGGCACUCCUGUCAGAGCGGCUGGAGCGGGACCGUCGCCCCAGAGAGCUGGGGCAGGGGGCCGUGCCCGAUCUCCAGGGCUCCUGGGGCCACUGCUGACCUGGCUGGAUGCAUCGGGCAGUGGACCCUCCAGGGGCCCGCGCUGCACGGGAAGCCUUUGCCCUCGGGGGCUUGAGCUGUGCUGGGGCCUGGAGCUCCUGCCCGCCCCAUCCCCCUCCUCGAAGCGCAUGGCUGCCUGGAGGCAGGUGCUCUGCCAGCAUCGGGCAGCCCCCACUCUCUGCUCCCCUACCCCCUUCACAUGGCAGUAGCUCUGGACACCCCAACAAACCGUAUUAUGCUCCAGGGACCCCCGCCCCGAGACCCCUCCACGGGAAGCUGGAAUCCCUGCAUGGCUGUGUGCAGGCACUGCUCCGAGAGCCGGCCCAGCCGGGGCUGUGGGAGCAGCUGGGGCAGCUAUACGAGUCUGAGCACGACAGCGAGGAGGCCAUUCGCUGCUAUCACAGUGCCCUUCGAUACGGAGGAAGCUUGGCUGAGUUGGGGCCCCGCAUCGGCCGACUACAGCAGGCCCAGUUCUGGAACUUUCACGCCGGCUCCUGCCAGCACCGAGCCAAGGUCCUGCCCCCCCUGGAGCAAGUGUGGAACUUGCUGCACCUUGAGCACAAGCGGAACUAUGGGGCCAAGCGGGGCGGUCCCCCCGUGAAGCGAGCCGCUGAGCCCCCAGUGGUGCAGCCCGUGCCUCCUGCGGCGCUCUCAGGCCCCUCGGGGGACGAGGGCCUCAGCCCCGGGGGCAAGCGCAGGAGAGGCUGCGGCUCUGAGCAGACUGGCCUUCCCCCGGGGCUGCCGCUGCCCCCGCCGCCACUGCCCCCACCGCCCCCGCCGCCCCCCCCGCCGCCGCCCCCACCCCUGCCUGGCCUCGCCACUAGCCCUCCAUUUCAGCUGAGCAAGCCAGGGCUGUGGAGCGCCCUGCAUGGAGAUGUCUGGGGCCCCGAGCGCAAGGGUUCGGCCCCCCCGGAGCGCCAGGAGCAGCGGCACUCGCUGCCUCACCCGUAUCCGUACCCGGCUCCGGCCUACGCCGCGCACCCCCCUGGCCACCGGCUGGUCCCGGCCGCACCCCCCGGCCCAGGCCCCCGCCCCCCAGGAGCAGAGAGCCAUGGCUGCCCGCCUGCCACCCGUCCCCCCGGAAGUGACCUUAGAGAGAGCAGAGUUCAGAGGUCGCGGAUGGACUCCAGCGUUUCACCAGCAGCAACCACCGCCUGCGUGCCUUACGCCCCUUCCCGGCCCCCUGGCCUCCCCGGCCCCACCAGCAGCAGCAGUAGCAGCAGCAGCAACAACACCGGUCUCCGGGCCGCGGAGCCGAGCCCAGGCAUUCCCGGCGCUGAUCAUUACCAAACUCCCGCGCUGGACGUCUCCUCUCACCAAGGCCGCCUGGGGCCCUCGGCACACAGCAGUCGGAAACCGUUCCUGGCGGCUCCCGCUGCCACUCCUCACCUGUCCCUGCCGCCCGGCCCCCCCUCGCCGCCUCCGCCGCCCUGUCCCCGCCUCUUACGCCCUCCGCCCCCCCCUGCCUGGCUGAAGGGCCCGGCCUGCCGGGCAGCCCGCGAGGAUGGGGAGAUCUUCGAGGAGCUCUUCUUUGGGUCUGAGGGACGCCCCCGCCCUCCCCCACCACCCCUCCCCCACCGCGAGGGCUUCUUGGGGCCUCCGGCUCCCCGCUUUUCUGUGGGCACUCAGGAUUCGCACACCCCUUCGACUCCCCCAGCCACCAGCAGCAGCAACCAUGGCAGCCACGGCAGCAGCCCCACAGGGCCCGUGUCCUUCCCCCCGCCUCCCUACCUGGCCAGAAGUUUGGACCCCCUUCCCCGGCCCCCCAGCCCCAGUCUGAGCCCCCAGGACCCGCCUCUCGCGCCCUUGACUCUCGCCCUGCCUCCAGCUCCUCCCUCCUCCUGCCACCAAAAUACCUCAGGAAGCUUCAGGCGCCCGGAGAGCCCUCGGCCCAGGGUCUCCUUCCCAAAGACCCCCGAGGUGGGGCCGGGCCCCCCCCCAGGCCCCUUGAAUAAAGCCCCCCAGCCUGUGCCGCCCAGGGUCGGGGAGCUGCCUGCCCGAGGCCCGCGGCUCUUCGAUUUUCCCCCUACCCCGCUGGAGGACCAGUUUGAGGAGCCGGCGGAGUUCAAGAUCCUCCCCGAUGGGCUGGCCAACAUCAUGAAGAUGCUGGACGAAUCCAUUCGCAAGGAGGAGGAACAGCAACAGGAGGCGGGCGCAGCCCCCCCGCCCCCGCUGAAGGAGCCCUUUUCGUCUCUGCAGCCUCCGUUCCCUAGUGACACAACCCCGGCCGCCACUGCCACCGCCGCCCAGGAAGAGGAGAAGAAGCCACCACCAGCCCUGCCGCCACCGCCGCCUCUAGCCAAGUUUCCUCCGCCGCCCCCGCUCCCCCCACCGGCCGGCCCGGCCAGCCUGCUCAAGUCCUUGGCCUCCGUGCUGGAAGGACAGAAGUACUGUUACCGGGGGACUGGAGCUGCCCUCGCCACCCGGCCCGGGCCCUUGCCCGCCACUCAGUAUUCGCCAGGCCCCCCAUCAGGUGCUACCGCCCCGCCGCCCGCCUCGGCGGCCCCUAGCGCCCAGGGCUCCCCGCAGCCCUCCGCUCCCUCGGCAUCUCACUUCUCUACCUCAGGCGGGCCCUGGGCCCGGGAGCGCGGGGCGGGCGAAGAGCCGGCCCCGGGCCCCAUGACCCCCGCCCCGCCGCCCCCACCCCUGCCUCUGCCCCCUGCUCGGUCUGAGUCUGAGGUGCUAGAAGAGAUCAGUCGGGCUUGUGAGACCCUUGUGGAGCGGGUGGGCCGGAGCGCCACGGACCCGGCAGGCCCGGUGGACACGGCGGGCCCGGUGGACACGGCAGGCCCGGUGGACAGUGGGACCGAGCGGCUGCUGCCUCCCGCCCAGGCCCGCGAGGAGAGUGGCGGGGUGGCGGCGGCGGCGGCGGCAGGACCAGGCAGCAGCAGCAAGCGGCGGCAGAAAGAGCACCAGAAGGAGCACCAGAAGGAGCACCGGCGGCACAGGCGGGCCUGUAAGGACAGCGUGGGUCGGCGGCCCCGAGAGGGCAGGGCAAAGACCAAGGCCAAGGCCCCCAAAGAAAAGAGCCGCCGGGUGCUGGGCAACCUGGACCUGCAGAGCGAGGAGAUCCAGGGUCGCGAGAAGGCCCGGCCCGAUCUUGGCGGGGCCUCCAAGGCCAAGCCACCCACGGCUCCUGCCCCUCCACCGGCCCCCGCGCCCCCUGCCCAGCCCACAGCGCCCUCGGCUCCCAUUCCCGGGAAGAAGGCUCGCGAGGAAGCACCAGGGCCACCAGGUGUCAGCCGGGCUGACAUGUUAAAGCUGCGCUCACUCAGCGAAGGGCCCCCCAAGGAGCUGAAGAUCCGCCUCAUCAAGGUGGAGAGUGGGGACAAGGAGACCUUUAUCGCCUCCGAGGUGGAGGAGCGGAGGCUGCGCAUGGCGGACCUCACCAUCAGCCACUGCGCUGCUGACGUCGUGCGUGCCAGCAAGAAUGCCAAGGUGAAAGGGAAGUUUCGAGAGUCCUACCUUUCCCCUGCCCAGUCUGUGAAACCGAAGAUCAACACUGAGGAGAAGCUGCCCCGGGAAAAACUCAACCCGCCCACACCCAGCAUCUAUCUGGAGAGCAAACGGGACGCCUUCUCACCUGUGCUGCUGCAGUUCUGCACAGACCCUCGGAAUCCCAUCACCGUGAUCCGGGGCCUGGCGGGCUCCCUGCGGCUCAACUUGGGCCUCUUCUCCACCAAGACGCUGGUGGAGGCGAGCGGCGAGCACACGGUGGAGGUGCGUACCCAGGUACAGCAGCCUUCGGACGAGAACUGGGACCUGACGGGCACGCGGCAGAUCUGGCCUUGUGAGAGCUCCCGCUCGCACACCACCAUCGCCAAGUACGCGCAGUACCAGGCCUCGUCCUUCCAGGAGUCCCUGCAGGAGGAGAAGGAAAGCGAGGAUGAGGAGUCAGAGGAGCCCGACAGCACCACGGGGACCCCUCCUAGCAGCGCGCCAGACCCGAAGAACCAUCACAUCAUUAAGUUCGGCACCAACAUCGACCUGUCUGAUGCCAAGCGGUGGAAACCCCAGCUACAGGAGCUGCUGAAGCUGCCCGCCUUCAUGCGGGUCACCUCCACGGGCAACAUGCUGAGCCACGUGGGCCACACCAUCCUGGGCAUGAACACCGUGCAGCUGUACAUGAAGGUUCCCGGCAGCCGAACGCCAGGCCACCAGGAGAACAACAACUUCUGCUCCGUCAACAUCAACAUCGGCCCUGGCGACUGCGAGUGGUUUGCGGUGCACGAGCACUACUGGGAGACUAUCAGCGCCUUCUGCGACCGGCACGGCGUGGACUACCUGACUGGUUCCUGGUGGCCAAUCCUGGAUGACCUCUAUGCUUCCAAUAUCCCCGUGUACCGCUUCGUGCAGCGCCCCGGAGACCUGGUGUGGAUUAACGCGGGCACCGUGCACUGGGUGCAGGCCACCGGCUGGUGCAACAACAUUGCCUGGAACGUGGGGCCCCUCACCGCCUAUCAGUACCAGCUGGCCCUGGAACGAUACGAGUGGAACGAGGUGAAGAACGUCAAGUCCAUCGUGCCCAUGAUUCACGUGUCCUGGAACGUGGCUCGCACGGUCAAAAUCAGCGACCCGGACCUGUUCAAGAUGAUCAAGUUCUGCCUCCUGCAGUCCAUGAAGCACUGCCAGGUGCAGCGCGAGAGCCUGGUGCGGGCCGGGAAGAAGAUCGCCUACCAGGGCCGGGUCAAGGACGAGCCCGCCUACUACUGCAACGAGUGCGACGUGGAGGUGUUCAACAUCCUGUUCGUGACCAGCGAGAACGGCAGCCGCAACACGUACCUGGUGCACUGCGAGGCGUGCGCGCGGCGGCGCAGCGCGGGCCUGCAGGGCGUGGUGGUGCUGGAGCAGUACCGCACCGAGGAGCUGGCGCAGGCCCCCGCCAGCGCGUCGCGAUGA
This is a messenger RNA of Herpailurus yagouaroundi (jaguarundi), 5373 nucleotides long. It is a transcript of the gene KDM6B, whose product is annotated as lysine demethylase 6B. Gene Ontology annotation, biological process: heart development; regulation of gene expression. Gene Ontology annotation, cellular component: MLL3/4 complex. Lineage: Eukaryota; Metazoa; Chordata; Mammalia; Carnivora; Felidae. The transcript is spliced from 24 exons. Bases 484 to 5373 code for a protein of 1629 amino acids. Gene Ontology annotation, molecular function: protein binding; chromatin DNA binding; histone H3K27me2/H3K27me3 demethylase activity. The record is from RefSeq and is a predicted model, not a curated record.